This is a messenger RNA of Penicillium waksmanii, 1155 nucleotides long. RefSeq names its product cAMP-dependent protein kinase. The transcript is spliced from 5 exons. The record is from RefSeq and is a predicted model, not a curated record. Gene Ontology annotation, molecular function: ATP binding; cAMP-dependent protein kinase activity. Gene Ontology annotation, biological process: peptidyl-serine phosphorylation. Lineage: Eukaryota; Fungi; Ascomycota; Eurotiomycetes; Eurotiales; Aspergillaceae. Bases 1 to 1155 code for a protein of 384 amino acids. Gene Ontology annotation, cellular component: cAMP-dependent protein kinase complex; nucleus.
AUGGCCACCGGAGCACUCCAACAUUCGGCACCAGGUGAUGUACAAGGCAGUACUAUCGCCUCAAGAUCCAACGAAAUGCGCCCAAGCGAUACCCACCAGCGAGACAAGCACCUCGUUCAGUCGGGCCGUCCUCCGCAGCGAUCCGCAAACCCGUUUCUUGUCACUGAGCGCCGCGAGGAAAGACAGCUCUCGAUCUCGUCGCGAAGUCUGCAUCUGAAUGAUUUUGUCCUUUUGAAGACCCUAGGCACAGGCACAUUCGCUCGAGUUUCCCUCACAAGACUGAAAGAUCAACCGGACAAGAACAAGGUGUAUGCGCUGAAGGUUCUGCGCAAGGCUGAUGUGAUCAAGCUGAAGCAGGUUGAACAUGUGCGCAACGAGCGCAAAACCCUCGCCGCAGUAAUCGGACACCCUUUCAUCACAACCCUCGUCGCAUCUUUCUCGGAUGAACAAUGUCUUUAUAUGCUAUUGGAUUUUUGCCCCGGAGGCGAGAUAUUCAGCUAUCUCCGACGCGCCCGACGUUUCAACGAAGAAACAUCGAAGUUCUAUGCGGCCGAGAUCACCAUGACUAUCGAAUACCUCCAUGACGUACAAGGGGUGGCUUAUCGCGACCUAAAGCCGGAGAAUAUCCUACUUGACGCAAAUGGCCAUAUCAAGUUAGUCGAUUUCGGAUUCGCAAAACAAGUACACAACCGGGAAACCUACACGCUCUGUGGUACUCCGGAAUACUUGGCUCCGGAAGUCAUUCAUAACAGCGGCCACGGACUCGCUGUUGAUUGGUGGGCUCUCGGAAUCUUGAUCUACGAGUUCCUUGUAGGGCAACCUCCAUUUUGGGACCAAAGUCCAAUGCGUAUUUACGAACAAAUUGUCGAGGGACGCCUGCGUUUUCCACCGAACAUGCCCCCCCGCUGCGCAAAAUAUUCGUUUGGGCUAUAUAUCGGGGGGGGCUCGGCUCGAGUCAAAUCCCACCCUUUCUUCCAAGGUGUUGCUUGGGACGACCUCUUCUAUCACCGCGUCAAAGGCCCGAUCAUUCCCCGAGUAUCACAUCCUGCGGAUACGGGUAACUUUGAAGAAUACCCGGACUCCGACAACCGAAAUCAAAACCUCUACACCGAUGACCUUAAGAAGAAGUUUGAGCCUCUUUUCAGCGACUUUUGA